UUCAGGUAUUACUAUAUUUAUUAUACAGGAUUUUCUGUGUUUUACUCAUAGACAACAGGGAUGCAUACAUUUGAUUAGAGGAGAACUGUUUAGUUUAGUUUCCUGAUCUUCUCCAUGAGGUGGACACUGAUGACGACAGACACCAUGAUGAUCAGACCAACAGAGAACACGACUGUCUUCACCAGACAGAUGGAGACACCAUCAGAGAGACCUGCAAACAUGAGAAAACUGUCAGAGCAAAACCACAACAGGUUCAGAUACAUGAACUUUGUCUUAGAUCAUCUCUCCAUUGUAGUUUGACAAACUAUGGGCGUCUUAUAGACAUAGUGUCUCCACAAAGCUAAAGACGCCCCCUGUGGUAAAUGUCUAUAGUAUAAAUAAUUAAACAGGAACUAACAUUUCUCAUUUGCUCUGAGGGAGCAGCUCGUGUACAUCCUUAAAUUGAAUUGCAUGUUUUGAAAUGGAACUUAAAUCUUUCUUAUUGGCUGUUUCUGUGAUAUAUUCAAGUCAAAUUCAAGGGUCCAGUGCUGUGACUGAUGUGUUUGUGAAGAGAGGAGAUGAUGUACUUCUGGAAGUCAUGGAUGAUGUUACAAAGGAAUUUGAUUUCUUUGUCUGGAAAUUUGAUACAAGCAAUGUUUUAGUAGGAUAUUCACCUGGUGGAAAACCAAAAAAUUACACUGGAAGGGUUGAGUUCUCUGUGGAAAAUUACUCAUUGAAAUUAAAGAAUCUACAAGAUGACGACAGUGGAGUUUAUACAGCACUAGCGACAGCGGAUCAACAACAAACAGUAGCUAAAUACAUGGUCACAGUUCAAGGUCCAGUGUCUCCAGUUGAUUUGAAUCCAGACUCUGUGUCCAUCAGCUCAGACUCCUGUAACCUCACUGUGACCUGCAGCACAGAGGACUCACACAUCAACAGCACUUUCAAAUGUGACAAUCAAACCUACUCUCAGGAGGGAGGAGACCAAUCAAAGGUCACCAACUCUGGUGCUUCCCUCCGUGUCCACCUGUUGAAUGACACAAUCAUCUGUAACCAUAGCAACCAAGUCAGCUGGAUGGAAAAUAGGACACAGAUUCAGGAUCUCUGUCCCCUACAUGCUGGACUUGAACAUCCCUUUGGCCCUAUUAGUACAAUCAUCAUGAUAUUUGUUGGUGUCCUUAUGAUGGUUGUUGGAAGUUGUCUCCUUUAUAAGAGAAGAAAACGUGACAGAAAGACCAUAAAAAAUCCAUUGUAUGGACGUUCUGUGCGUUCAGCAGAUCGUGAUUCAGCUCUUUCUCCAUCCUCCACCUACAGCUUGGUCGGGCAAAAUACUGGACCCAGAGGAUCCACUGAGACUAAAACCAACAAUCAGCCAGAGAGUCUCUAUGCAAUGAUAUGAAAGGCUGCCAAGUCCUGAGAGAAACAGGAGAAACAGAAACAGGACAGGACAUACUGUAAAUAUUGUAUAUCAUUGUUAACACAACCCUGUUAACUGGUCCUGACAUGAUCUGGGCUUCACAGUAUUGUACAAACAGUAGAAAUUAAAGUUAGACUGAUGCAUAAACGUAAAAAAGUUAAGUGUAACAAACAGGAUCAUCACUGCAGUGAGGACCUUUUAAAAUAGUUUCCAAAAUGCAAAAACAAUAUGUUGUGUUGACAACAAUGGACAAAAUGAUUGUUCCACUUUGUGCACAAAAGAGUUUACAGCACAUGGAUGUGGGUUUGAAUGAACAAAUCACAUUUGAUAUUUUAU
This is a messenger RNA of Mugil cephalus (flathead mullet), 1732 nucleotides long. RefSeq names its product SLAM family member 5-like. The record is from RefSeq and is a predicted model, not a curated record. NCBI's taxonomy places the organism in Eukaryota, Metazoa, Chordata, Actinopteri, Mugiliformes, Mugilidae. The transcript has 6 exons. Bases 461 to 1378 code for a protein of 305 amino acids.